Messenger RNA from Schizophyllum commune H4-8, 716 nucleotides. RefSeq lists its product as uncharacterized. NCBI's taxonomy places the organism in Eukaryota, Fungi, Basidiomycota, Agaricomycetes, Agaricales, Schizophyllaceae. The coding region runs from base 203 to 679 and encodes 158 amino acids. The record is from RefSeq and is a predicted model, not a curated record. The transcript has 2 exons.
UAAGCUGGCUUGUGACGGUCGAAUAGUGUAAUACGCGCUGAGACUUUGCAAUCCUCGAAAAUGAAGGUAAUUGCACAGCCUAUCUAUACCGUGGCUUCAUGCUGCACAAUGAACGGCACGUGCAGGCCAUCGAUAAUCUUGCGCACCGACUUGCGCGCACCUUCACGUCCUAGGCUGCCCCGUCUAGGCCAGCAGCGACUCCAUGCCGAGGAGCCCUUGUCGGACAACUUUGAUUCCAUCGCCUGGCCACGUAACGGAGGCCCAUUGCCUGGAGCGCGCGGUGCCUAUGGCAGCCAACUCGGCGGAUAUGUUCUGGACGGGGAGUGGGCCGGCGCAGGACGUAAACGAAGCAAUAUCACGAAUGCAAGGCUGGAAAUGUAGGCUAUUCAGGAGCCGGAUAGGUAAAGUACUGAGGCAUGGGUGGAAAGGCGGCGGAAAGGGACAAGAGGUCCUUCCGAGCUCAAGCAUCAGACCUUGCUCGACGCCCACGCAAUUGACUGUGACACUCCAUAGGUGCGUGACGUCACAGUUCGGAUUAUGCACCACUCAUUUAUUCCGCGCCUUAUAUCCGCCCUGCAUUGCGCGGUGGUGGGCUCAGUCUACCUCAUAUCUGACUUCAUCCCCCAGGUUGGGUCUAUGGGGAAUACCAAGGAUUCCCAGGGAACUUCGCGGAUCCUAAAUCGCUGCAGUUCCGUGGUAAUCCUGGGCAAUCCAAC